This is a messenger RNA of Penicillium subrubescens, 3354 nucleotides long. RefSeq names its product bifunctional cytochrome P450/NADPH--P450 reductase. The transcript is spliced from 5 exons. The coding region runs from base 1 to 3354 and encodes 1117 amino acids. Gene Ontology annotation, cellular component: cytosol. Gene Ontology annotation, molecular function: FMN binding; iron ion binding; NADPH-hemoprotein reductase activity. The record is from RefSeq and is a predicted model, not a curated record. NCBI's taxonomy places the organism in Eukaryota, Fungi, Ascomycota, Eurotiomycetes, Eurotiales, Aspergillaceae.
AUGAGUGCAUCCAAGGAAAUUCCCAUUCCGGGACCUAGGGGUGUCCCCAUCCUGGGAAACAUCUAUGACAUUGAACCCGAAGUCCCGCUGAACAGCAUUGACUUACUGGCUGAUAAUUAUGGCGAGAUCUUUCGUCUCACCACCCUUGGCAGUCCCCGCGUCUUCAUAAGCUCACAUGAGCUGGUUGACGAGGUUUGCAAUGAAGAGCGAUUCGGUAAAAUUGUCACUCAAGGCCUGAAGGAGAUUCGCAAUGGAACACAUGACGGCCUUUUCACGGCCAACUAUCCUGGCGAGGAGAAUUGGGCGAUCGCGCAUCGCAUCCUCGUGCCCGCAUUUGGUCCCUUGAUGAUCCGCGGCAUGUUCGAUGAUAUGUACGAUAUUGCAACUCAAUUAGUCAUGAAGUGGGCGCGACAAGGUCCAACAACGCCUAUCACAGUGACCGAUGACUUCACACGCCUCACACUAGACACCAUUGCUCUGUGUUCAAUGGGUACCCGUUUCAACUCUUUCUAUCAUGACGACAUGCAUCCAUUCGUCGAGGCGAUGGUGGGUUUGCUUGGAGGCUCGGCCAACCGCGCUCGUCGACCUGCUCUCUUGAAUAACUUGCCUACAAGUGAAAACAGCAAGUACUGGAAUGAUGUGGCAUACUUGCGUAAUUUGUCCCAGGAGCUAGUAGACGCGCGAAAGAACAACCCUGAAGACAAGAAGGAUCUUCUCAAUGCGUUGAUUCUGGGCCGUGACACCCAGACUGGCAAGGGUAUGACUGACGAAUCGAUCGUGGAUAACAUGAUCACUUUUUUGAUUGCUGGUCAUGAAACGACGUCCGGCAUGCUUUCAUUCCUCUUUUACUACCUGCUCAAGACCCCUCAUGCAUACAAAAAGGCCCAAGAAGAGGUUGAUCGUGUCAUUGGCAGAAGCAAGAUUUCAGUGGAGCACAUGUCGAAACUGCCUUAUAUCACAGCUGUCAUGCGUGAGACACUGCGCCUCAAGCCAACUGCCCCUAUGAUUGCAGUUCACGCUCAUCCCGAGAAGAACAAGGAAGACCCCGUCACCCUCGGCGGUGGCAAGUAUGUCUUGCAAAAGGACGAGCCUAUCAUUCUCUUAUUGGGUAAGAUGCAACGCGACCCGAAGGUGUACGGCCCCGACGCAGACGAGUUCCGCCCGGAGAGAAUGCUAGACGAGCACUUUGAGAAGCUGCCAAAGAACGCCUGGAAGCCAUUCGGUAACGGCAUGCGUGGAUGUAUCGGUCGUCCAUUUGCUUGGCAGGAAGCACUCAUUGUUGUCGCAAUCCUGCUUCAAAACUUCAAUUUUCAGAUGGACAACCCCAGCUACGACCUUCGUAUCAAGCAAACACUCACCAUCAAGCCAAAGGACUUCCAGAUCAGAGCCUCCCUUCGCGAGGGCCUUGAUCCGACAAGGUUGAGUUUGGUCCUGAGUGACACUGCCGGUGUGCACAAGGAUGCAGGUGUUGCGGAACGGGAAAGAAAGCCCCAGGCUGCCCCUGCAAAUGGCAAGACGAGACCUAUGCACAUCUUCUACGGUAGUAAUACCGGCACUUGUGAGGCCUUUGCGCGCAGAUUGGCGGAUGAUGCUGUUGGAUAUGGAUUUGCGGCGCAAAUCAGCUCGCUGGACUCAGCAUUGCAGAAUAUUCCCAAGGAAGACCCAGUUGUCUUCAUCAGCGCAUCCUAUGAGGGCCAACCGCCCGAUAACGCGGCUCAUUUCUUUGAAUGGCUGAGCGAGCUCAAGGGUGACAGCCUGACAGGUGUCAACUAUGCAGUAUUUGGGUGCGGUCAUCACGACUGGGCAUCCACAUUCCACCGCAUCCCUAAGGCAGUAAACGAACUUGUUCGUGAAAAUGGUGGAAACCGCCUCUGUGACCUUGGCCUCGCAGAUGCAGCCAACUCAGACAUGUUCACGGACUUCGAUGGCUGGGGCGAGACUGCGUUUUGGCCAGCUAUCGCGGCCAAGUUCGGUGGUGGCCCCGAAAAGACCGUCAAGUCCAAGUCCUCACUGCAAGUCGAAGUGAGCUCGGGUGUACGCGCAUCUACUCUGGGUCUUCAGCUGGAAGAAGGCUUCGUGGUGGAGAACAAGAUCUUGACCAAGGCCGGAGUGCCUACCAAGCGACUUCUUCGAUUCAAGCUGCCAUCCGACAUGACCUACCAGUGUGGUGAUUAUCUCGCAGUCUUGCCUGUGAACCCAAGCACUGUCGUUCGCCGGGCGAUUCGUCGCUUCGACCUGCCCUGGGAUGCUAUCUUGCGAAUCCAAAAGCCUUCGUCUGGCUCAGCUCCGCCAUCGAUUCCUCUAGACACGCCAAUCUCGGCUUUCGAGCUCCUGUCAACAUACGUCGAACUCUCCCAACCGGCUUCUAAGCGCGAUCUGAAACUCUUGGCCGAAGCAUCUAUCGAAGACGCCGAGGUCCAGGCUGAGUUGCAAUACAUCGCUUCUAGCCCCAGUCGAUUCACAGCCGAGAUUGUACAGAAGCGCAUCAGCCCUCUGGAUAUUUUGAUGCGUUACCCAUCAAUCAAGCUGUCGAUAGGUGACUUCCUGGCGAUGCUCCCACCGAUGCGUGUCCGCCAGUAUUCUAUCUCUUCAUCACCCUUGUCCGACCCCUCAGAAUGCUCAAUCACUUUCUCCGUCCUGAACGCACCAGCUCUUUCAGGCAUCUCCGAGCCAGGCAGUGAAAGCCCCGAAGAGUAUCUCGGAGUUGCCUCGAACUACCUGUCCGAGCUGCAACCCGGCGAGCGUGCACAUAUUUCCGUCCGCCCUUCAAUCUCCGGAUUCAAGCCCCCCGUCGACCUCCAAACGCCAAUGAUUAUGGCCUGCGCUGGCAGCGGUCUUGCUCCAUUCCGAGGAUUUGUGAUGGACCGCGCUGAAAGAAUCCGUGGGCGUCGCAGUUCCAUCGACGCCGCUAAUGUCCCCGAAGGCGACAAGCCCGCCAAGGCCGUACUGUAUAUUGGCUGUCGCACGGAGGGUAAGGAUGAUAUUCACUCCGAUGAGCUGGCUGCGUGGGCAGCACAGGGCGCUGUGGAUGUUCGCUGGGCGUUCAGCCGCCCCUCGGAUGGCUCGGCCGGAAAGCAUGUGCAAGACUUGAUGCUUGAGGACCGUAAUGAGCUGGUUGAUUUGUUUGAACAGGGGGCGAACAUCUAUGUCUGUGGUAGUACUGGCGUGGGAAAUGCAGUACGGGAGGCCAGCAAGACGAUGUAUCUGGAUCGCCGUCGUGAGAAGAUUCGCGAGGCGCAGGAGACUGGUCAGCAAUUGGGUCCGGAUGCUGAAUUGGACGAGGAUACUGCCGCAGAGCGAUUCUUCGAUCAGUUGAGGACGAAAGCGCGGUAUGCCACUGAUGUGUUCACUUAA